This is a messenger RNA of Penicillium concentricum, 363 nucleotides long. RefSeq lists its product as uncharacterized. The coding region runs from base 1 to 363 and encodes 120 amino acids. The transcript is spliced from 2 exons. The record is from RefSeq and is a predicted model, not a curated record. Lineage: Eukaryota; Fungi; Ascomycota; Eurotiomycetes; Eurotiales; Aspergillaceae.
AUGGGAAUGGAAUGGGCCACCAAGAACAUCAUAAUCAGCAUCUUUAUCCUCAUCAUCAAGUACGGCCACCGCCUCCUCCGCCGCCUGGAUAUCAACCUCCUUAUCAUGUGCAACAACCCUAUUAUCCACCACCACCACCACCACCACCACCACCACCACCACCUCCGCCGCCGCCUGGAUACCAGCAUCCUUAUCCUAUGCCUUAUCCUUAUCCUAUGCCUCAUCCUUAUCCCCAUUACCCACAACCACCCCGCGAGCCAGAUCGUCCGCCAGCUCCUAAACCUGAUCCAUGCCCCGUCAGUCCCGAGUCUACCUGCAUCACUGACAGUAAUCGUCAUUGAGUCGCUGAGGAUGCGGAACUAG